Lindgomyces ingoldianus is the source of this 1989-nucleotide messenger RNA. RefSeq names its product cytochrome P450. Gene Ontology annotation, molecular function: monooxygenase activity; iron ion binding; heme binding. The transcript is spliced from 3 exons. The coding region runs from base 200 to 1750 and encodes 516 amino acids. The record is from RefSeq and is a predicted model, not a curated record. Lineage: Eukaryota; Fungi; Ascomycota; Dothideomycetes; Pleosporales; Lindgomycetaceae.
CUCGCACUCUCCUAAGGUAGGUAAGUUGCAGAUGAAAGGAGAUGACGCGGUCUAAGAAAGUAGUUACUUCUGCACACCACCACCGACUCAGUCUUAUCCUCUUUUAUAUAUCUCCAACCUCGAAGCUCUCACGUCUACUCCACUAAUUUCCACACUAUCCUUCAUUGUCCAUUCCAAUUCAAAGAAGGCCAGUGUAGAGAUGAUCAAUAUGCUUCAAGACUUAGUUCAAGAGCUUCACCAGCCCAGUGUCGUCUUUGGGCUCGUGUGUGGUCUCUUAUAUAUUCUCUCCGUGUGUAAGGACCGUCCGCAGUUCCAGAAGGUUAUCUCCACUUCAAGAAUAUGGACCACUGUAUUGAACAAGUACCUUGCGUACAAGUAUCUUCUCAACGGUGCAUCCAUGAUUGAAGAACAAUAUGCCCAAUCUAAUGGCCAGCCCUUCGUUAUUCGAACUCCUGAAAAGAUGAAUAUUAUGGUCACCUCUUCAGCGCACAUUCAAGAGAUAGACAAGGCACCACGACACCAGCUUUCCCUCCAUGCUGUCGCGAAGGAAUUUCUUCAACCUAAAAAUACGAUGAACGGCUUCGAAUGGAAAGACCAGCGCGGCAUUGAAGGGACCGGUUUCGUCCGCGCAAUCCGCAAUCUGCUCACUGCACGACUUCCCGAACUGAUUCCCCGACUGUCCACUGUGAUAGAAGAUCAAAUCCAAGCCGAAGUUACCCAAGCUAAACAAACCAAAGAUGGAUGGGGUCGUAUCCCCCUCUUUGCAGCAGCAAAACAUAUCGUUACACGCACAAACUGCGCAGUCUUCUUUCCCGCCGAGCUCUCCUCUAACCCGGAAUUUGUGCAAGCCGCCCUCGAAUUCCCAGAGGAUGUGUUCUUCGCUGCAGAGAUUAUCCGCAUUCUCCCCCGCGGCAUCGCUCCAUUCCUAGCCAAGCUCGCGACCAAGAAUCAUAAGUCCACAACUGUAAUGUACAAUUUCCUCUACCCGGUGGUUCAGAAACGCAUGGAACUCUCCUGCCUUGCGCCAGAACUUCGUGGAGAAGAGGAGCCCAACGAUGGUGUUCAAUGGCUCAUCAACACCACCCCGAAACGCGAAUCCUGGAGCACUUCGCGCCUCGUCGGCGAGAUCAUGGCAGUCUGGUACGGCUCUCUCCAUACCCUUGCCAUCGCGACAACCUAUGCACUAGUCGACCUCUACUCCCGACCCGAAUACAUCAAAUCCCUCCGCGCUGAACUCUCCUCUUCAAUGUUCUUUCAAUUCCAAUCCACAAGCGAGGGUCUCCCAGAAAUGGACUCUUUUCUAAAAGAAUCCGCGCGCCUCAGUGCAUUCGAAAGCACAGGUGUGCGUCGACAAGCACUCGAAGAUUUCCGCUUUUCAGACGGCCUGCUUGUCCCCAAAGGGUCCUGGGUUUGCGUUCCGCACCGCGCGAUGAUGCGCGAUGACCGCCAUUUCCCGGAAGCAGAUAGAUUCGACGGGCGACGCUUUCUACCCAGGCUUCCGACGCCGGAGGCGCUAGAGGCGUCGAGGCUGAGCCAAAGGUCGAAUGAGUGGCUUGUUUGGGGCGCGGGGAGAAUUACUUGCCCCGGCCGCUUCUACGCAGUAGUAGUACUUAAACUCGUGCUAGCAAACAUGCUGCAAAAUUAUGAUGCCGAAUUAGAGCCUAUCAAGGGGAGUAGAAGUGCGCAAUGGAGAACUGCGUUGAUUCCAAGGGCAGGAAUCACGUUGAAGGUGAAGCCGAGACAGAUAUAGGACAUAUACAUAGACAUAGACGUCUGCAUCCUGAUUUCUUUUGUUGGAUACGAUUCUUGGAUAAACGUGAGCAUACCUAGGGCAUAUUUCAUUUGUUAUGUUGGGCGCGGAUGGCCUUGUACAGGCCUCAAAGUGCAUCGUUUCGCAUUGCAUUUCUUUAUCGCUGGCUGGCCAUGGGCUGGAUAGAUACCCGACUCGCGAGUGUUUCGAAUUUUUUGUUUCCACUGCUGAUUUAAAAG